Colletotrichum godetiae is the source of this 612-nucleotide messenger RNA. RefSeq lists its product as uncharacterized. The record is from RefSeq and is a predicted model, not a curated record. Lineage: Eukaryota; Fungi; Ascomycota; Sordariomycetes; Glomerellales; Glomerellaceae. The transcript has a single exon. The coding region runs from base 1 to 612 and encodes 203 amino acids.
AUGGAGCGCGGUGUAUGUCUCUUCCCCACGACCCCUCAGACUCUUCGUUCCGGUCGUGUUUCGGUGGACCCUUCAACCCACAAAAUCAGAGGUUGUGCCGCCGGGCCAGCGAGAACGGACAGGCCAUUCGCUGCAAACCUUCCGGCCGGUCCUGUGUCCAGCCAGGCAAGGGAUGGGAAAAUGCAGCGAAUUGGCCCAAGAAUCCUAGACAGGACCAUGGUCGAAAAUGGAACAAAGCGCUGCAGCAGGAUGCAGCAGGACGCAGACGCAGGUCACAGGUUGCAGUGGUGUGCAACUGGGCCAGUCUGCGACUCUCCGCCAAGGUCCAAGGUCAACAUUCCGCCAAGAUCACAAGAGAGCCACCGGAUGGGAAGGAAAAGCGGGGGUUGGGUCCUCCAGGCUCCAGGAAGCGUGCAAGAUCUUCCUGCGUCUCCGCCAGAGGCCUCCGCUUCAAAGGUCACUCCUCUCUCGGGCACGCCGUCUCCUCCAAAGGCCAAGACUUCUGCCCAGCACUGUGGCACUCUUCCCAAUAUCUCCACGCAUUCCUCUCUCAGACUCCAUACGGACACAUCCAGCCAGAGUGCCAGGCUGUCUCUUUCUCUGGGCGUUUGA